AAAAAGAAAAUAAAAAGGGGGGAAGAGAGAGAGAGAGAGAGAGAGGAGAGAGAGAGGGAAGGGAAAAGCAUCUCGGACUCGUUAGCGAGGGUUUUCUCGCACAGAGCUCGCUUGUGAAGCCGAGAGAGAGAGAGAGAGAGAGAGAGAGAGAGAGAGAGAGACGAGGAGGAGGAGGAGGAGGAGCUCAAUCAAUAGAUUUAGUCUCGUGUGCAUCUUCUCCAUCGGGGUCUGGGGUUUCUUCUUCGAUCCCGAUGGAUGAGGCGUGGGAGAGAGCCGUGGAGACGGCUCUCGGGAGUCAGUCGAACACCUCUGCAGGGUCGCCGCCGCGGAGCCUAACCCUAGACGGCGCCGUGAAGUGCCUCCAUGGGAAGCUACCGCCGCCGGAGAUCCUGGAGCGGUUCCAGAGCCUGGAGCAUCUCUCGAUCGCCAACAUCGGGGUCUCCUCGCUCGAGAAGUUCCCGCGGCUCCGGAACCUGACGCGGCUCAUCCUCUCCGACAACCGGAUCGCCGGGGGGCUCGAGUUCCUGGUGGAGGCGGGGCUCGAUGCGCUCCGCGACCUCGAUCUCUCCAACAACCGGAUCCAGUUCGUCGAGGAUCUCGCUCCGCUCGCGCAGAUGCGGCUUGUUUCUCUGGAUCUAUACGAGUGUCCUGUAACGAGGAUCAAAGAUUACCGAUCUAGGGUUUUCAGCAUGAUUCGGACACUCAAGUAUCUCGACAAGAUGGAUGCUGACGAGAACGAGCGGCCUGAGACGGAUGAUGAGGACGAGGAAGAAGAAGAUGAGGAGGACGAUGAGGAGGAAGAGGAGGAUCCUGGGAGCGGCGAGGUUGACGGAGAUGACCGAGCAGGGAGGUCUGUGAAUGGUGCUUCGGGAAGCCCUCGAGGUGACGGGAUCCUCGAUGUGGAUGAGGACGAGGAGAGCGAUGCUGAUGAGGAGGAGACUGAGAUCGGUGGGAGGAUGGAGGUGAAUGGAUCUCUGAAUGGUUCCCAUCUAUCAAAUGGGUUCCGAGUUGCAGCGGCUAGGCCAGCUUCUGCUGAUGGAGAAGAAGAGGAUGAGGAUGAAGAAGAGGAUGUAGAAGAUGGUGAUGAUGAGGAUGACGAUGACGACGACGACGAUGAUCCAGAUUUGGGGGAGGAGAUUGAUGAGGAGGAAGUGGAGGAGGAGGAUGUGGUCGAAGUGCAUGAUAUUGCGGAUAGUGAGGAGGAUAGGGAUGGUGUUGAAGAGGAGGGGGAGGAAGAGGUUGAUGAAGAGGAUGAUGAUGAGGACGAUAAUGGUGAUGGUGAGGAGGAUGAGGAAGACUUGGAGAAUGAAGAGGGGGGUGAGCCGGGGAGUACGGGGAGAACGAUGACCACCGCAGAAGAAGAGAUUGAUGGGCAUGAACAAGGAGAGGAGGAUGAGAAUGGGGAGAUUGGUGAGGAGGAUGAGCAGGGAGUUGAGGAAGAUAGGGAGUAUCAGGAGGAUGGUGAGGAUGAUGAUGAGGAUGAAGAUACGGUGACUGAAUAUUUGGUACAGCCGAUCAUUCAACCCACUAACGCGACCGGAGCAAGAGAUGCCUGUGAUGAAGACGAAGACGACGACGAUGAAGAAGAUGAAGUGGACAACGACGAGGAGGGCAUCAAUGGUGGUAAGCACGAGCCCUCCUCAUCUCAUGGCAACAAGAGGAAGAGAGAUGAUGAGGAAGAUAUCGACGACGACGAUGACGACGACGGUGACGACGAUGAUGACGGUGUCGAUGAUUUGCAGUCGUCGAAGCAUCGUUGACGGUGAAUCCCCGCCAAUGUACAUGGAUGCUAGAACAAAGUAAUGGUGGGCUCUUUCUUUUUUUUCCCUCCUUUUUAACUCUUUUUUUACCCCUUUUUUUCCCCUUGUCUCUAAGUUUGUGUAGACUCUUUUAUGAUGAUAGCUUGGAAAGAGAAGAAAGAACAGAAACUAUGAGGGAAUGAAACCUGUGAAGCUGUUUUUUGUUUCUUCCCUCCUCAUUUCAAAAGUUCGUUACUUUCCCUUUGCC
Messenger RNA from Ananas comosus (pineapple), 2007 nucleotides. Its product is annotated as acidic leucine-rich nuclear phosphoprotein 32-related protein 1. Bases 252 to 1760 code for a protein of 502 amino acids. Gene Ontology annotation, cellular component: nucleus. The record is from RefSeq and is a predicted model, not a curated record. Gene Ontology annotation, molecular function: histone binding. NCBI's taxonomy places the organism in Eukaryota, Viridiplantae, Streptophyta, Magnoliopsida, Poales, Bromeliaceae. The transcript is spliced from 4 exons.